UGAUACCGCUGGCGAUCAUUCAAUUGGUUAUGUCACAAACCUACCAGAUGUGCAGCAGCAUUCACUCCGGGCACUACGUCUUGUUACACAAACAACGAACAACUAGAGUUCCUUCUGAAAUAGGCGUAAACCAUCCCUGCAAAAAGCAGAAAGACAUAACCUUGGAAGUAUCCUGAACGGUGAAUGGAGCUGUAACAGGUACAACUAYCAAACGACAGCUAUUGCAUUUUGAUUCAAUCUGAAUUUGAAUCGAACGAGCAUUACGAUGUCUACCCCUUGGAAUCCUAACAACCACGGGUUUACGUCUGGUCCGCCAGGAAAGAAUYCACCUCCAGGUUCAGCUGCCGUUGCUCUAAGGAAUGGCAACAGCAGCACAACAUUUGAUGCGAGAAACAACAUAGAUAGUACCGCAUCGUCCGAAGCAACACRAAAUCYGAAAGCGGGACCCACAAAGGAAGAAAAGGGCCAAGGGCAGGAAAAAUCACAACGGGCUACUCYGAUGAUUCCCACUCAGCAACAAAUGCGCGAUCAGCAACGUCCAWUUUCUUCCACUUCAACUACUUCGGCAACAUCUUUCCACGCUGGUUCAUCUAAUGGAAUUCCKCAUCCGCCCCACCACCAUCCGCAGCCAUCCUCUGGGAUGGGUGGCAAUAAUAACUAUCACAUGGCACCUCAAUAUCGUCAUGCACCUAGCCACCACCAUCCUUCCCAUGGUCAACCCAAUCAUUUUUAUAACGGAGAUCAGAUGAUGGGUGCGGUCCGAGGCCAAGGACGCCCGCACGAUCCAGAUCAUGCCAUGCAAAACAAUAAUUUCCACCAUCACAACUUAAAUCGCCCCACCGGGAGAUAUCCUAUCCAGCAUACGGYCCCAGAAGGAUUUGGACACCAUCCGCAUCCGCAUGGACAUGGACAUGGACAUUUCGGUCGUCCUGGUCCAGCGAGAAACUAUCAUCAACACCAACAGCAUCAACCUCAGUUCCAUUCAUUUCCACAAGUACCUCACACAAAGGGGGGUACAAUAACGCAAGGAAUGGGGCAGCAGGUAGGCAGCCGUGGGCCUUCACCUACCCACCCGCAUCCGCAAUAUUUAUCGCAGGGUCGGAAAUCUGUGUCACCAAUUCCCCCKGGCGUAGCAGUAGCGAUCGCGCAGUCUCAGCCUUUACGACGUCUUUCACAGAAUUCAAGCGYCAACAACUCUACUGAUUCCAGUUCUGGCCCUGUCGUGCCCCACGAAGAUACUGGCAAUCCAAGUAGUAACCGGGUACCCACUGGGUCGUACCAAUCGAAACCAGUGACGUCACAGCAGAACCAACAACAGCAGCAAACUAGUGUCGGACAUUCUGCUCCACUAAGGCCACCCUCGCAACAAGAAAUGGCUGAUAUAUCGUCACAGGACCAGUACCGCCAUCGUGGUGGCCCUCCUGAUAUGCACCAAGGAUAUCAAAACCARCCGUAUCAGAACCAGUUUCCACAKACUGAUCAUAUUCAUUACGGUGGUCAACCGCCGAUGCACAACGGAGGUCACCCGAACAGCAUGCAAUCAGAUAUGCAAAAUUACAAUUAUCAUCAUACCUCACAUGGCCCAUCAACAUCAGGACCUCCUCUUGCACACAAUCACUACCGUGGUUAUCCAGAUAAUGGGAUGCCUACUGGUUAUCCCCAUGGACCUGGGGGACACCGUGAAAUGUAUCCGCAUCCUUCCAAUCAACAUUAUCAUCAGCAACACCAACAGCCACAUUCAUACGGAAAACCUCUCCCUCCUCCACCUGCUCCGCAACGUAUACCAGGGCAUGGCUUUCAGCUACCGAAAUACAAUUCAAACCUGACAACGAGUGAUCCAGCAACAUCUGACAACAAGAACGAAUCCAGAAAGUCCACCAACCGUUCUCCAUCGCCACCACCAUCUCCUCCACCUGCACCCUCUGCACAAGCAUUACUACGAGCAAGGCUACGCCAACAAGAGGGUGCGAAGAAAACAACAGAUGAAAUGUCAACAUCAUCUCCAACUACUGGAGACAUGAGCAUCAAUAGUAGUACAAACGAAAACCCUAGUCGUAGAAAUAGUAGUGGAAGUCACUCUUCGAUGGUUGGCAACAAACCCACGGCCCUUGGAGAUCGGGGAAAUGUUGCUGUAACUUCCCGUGGUUCUACAUUGGGAAAGAAGCAGACGAAUCAGCCCGUGUCAAAGCCAGCAAAACAAGAAGACGUUACUGCGGAUGCUGCGUCAAUAUUACUGCAACUCGGCUCCAUGAACCGAUCCACCGGUGGUACUGAAAACCAAAAUCCUUGCAGUCAUCCUUCACCCCCAAUCCCAAGUUCUGUUCAACACUCAUCUUCCAUGGACGAUGUCUCAGACGCCGGAACCAUGCUCACGAUGCAAACUGAUGUUCCAGAUCUCACCAGCGGUCCAUCUUCGGAUUCCAUUGAUACAGARAUGAGCGGUGUCAGCGCAAGUAGACCUAUGGAUACGCCGACGAAAAGUAAUCUCACAACAAAAGUGACCACGAAGCAAGAACCCGAUACGGAUUUCCCAUGCCCUGUUCCUGACCGCUAUCCUACAAGACUGGCUCUUCCGUAUGAUAAUGCGAAACUGAACAACCUCCAUUGUUUUUUGCGAUCAGAAUUGCUUGAGAUUUUUGUCGUCAGCAAAUCAAACAAGAAGUCUCCAUGUCAUUCUCCGAGCUCCUCAGUGGGUCGYGUCGGACUCAGAUGUGUGCAUUGCGCAAUGAAUCGAAUGUCUUGUGCAGAUGCACCCAUGUCUGUCUUUUAUCCGAAAUCUAUAGCCGAGAUUUAUCGACUUGUGACAUCAUGGCAACGUUGUCAUUUGAGGAAGUGCAAGAAGAUUCCUCCUGGAGCCAGARCUGAGUGGCAAAAACUACGCGAUACUGAUAAAUCCAGGGGAAAGACCCAUUAUUGGGUAACUUCGGCAAAGCAGCUAGGACUAAUGGAUUGUCAAUCUCGGGCAGGAGGCAUUAGAUUCAAGCCAGACUUUGAYCCCAGCACUCUGCCACCAAAUACCCCACUGACUCCAUCGGCGAAGGAAGCCAAAGAAGCCGCGGAGAGGGCGGCGGCAAUUGCUGCCAAGGCUCAGAAAAUAGUCUCUUUGGCUACCGCCGUGACAACUACCAGCAUAGCGGCAGCUUCAGCAAAAUUAGAGGAGAGUACAGUCAUGACAGAUGCACCAUCCACUGAAGUUUUGGCCUCAGCAGCAAUUCAUACCUAAGGAAAGGAACUAGAAAAAAAWUYCAACACAUGAUGURAUUGGGGUGGCGUCUGAAGAAUGAAGGGGUAAUUCAUAUACGACAAUUAGAAUAGUAGGAGGUUCCAGUGCGAUCUCUUUUUUAAAAAACUACGUUUCAAAAUAAWUUAAAGUUCAUUUUUACAAUAAAGUCAUUCAGGCUUU
Messenger RNA from Pseudo-nitzschia multistriata, 3403 nucleotides. Lineage: Eukaryota; Bacillariophyta; Bacillariophyceae; Bacillariales; Bacillariaceae. The record is from the annotation of a GenBank genome assembly.